AUGAAAAGAACAACUAGCAAGAGUCAAGCAUAUGCUUCUAGCCAAGAAGACAGCGAAAAUGAUAGCGAUGAGACUGAAUGUAGUAUUGGCAGUAAUUCAACAGCUGGUACUCAUCGUAGCGAUACACCUACACGUAGUGCCCGUUAUAGAAGAAAAGGAAGACGCAGAAGUAAAACAACAAAAUAUAAACCAUGUAUGGAUAAACCCCUUUACAAAUACUGCUGUAGCGUUAAGGAAGAUCAUGGACAACCAUUAUUUGGAGUACAGUUUAAUCAUCAUUUGAAAGAAGGCGAACCGUUAAUAUUUGCUUCUGUGGGAAGCAACCGAGUAAGUAUUUAUGAAUGUCCGGAAGGAGGUAAUAUCAGAUUACGCCAGUGUUACGCAGAUCCUGAUCCUGAAGAAAAUUUUUAUACUUGUACUUGGACUUACGAUGAUUCUGGUAAACCAUUAUUAGCGGUGGCUGGAUCACGUGGUGUUAUAAGAGUGAUCAGCCCUGUAACCAUGACUUGUAUCAAGCACUAUAUUGGACAUGGUCAUGCAAUAAAUGAAUUAAAAAUUCAUCCCAAGGAUGCAAAUAUAUUACUUUCAGCAUCAAAAGACCAUGCUCUUAGAUUAUGGAAUAUAAAAACUGAUGUAUGCAUAGCAAUAUUUGGUGGCGUUGAAGGUCAUAGAGAUGAAGUCUUAAGCGCCGAUUUUGAUAUGAAAGGAGAACGUAUUAUUUCAUGUGGUAUGGAUCACGCUUUGAAACUGUGGUCAUUGGAUAAGCCAGAUAUGCAAGAAGCAAUAAAACAAUCCUAUUAUUGCAAUCCAAGUCGUAAUGGAAGACCAUUUGAUUCUAUACUUCAACAUUUUCCGGACUUUACUACACGGGAUGUUCAUCGUAAUUAUGUUGAUUGCGUCAAAUGGUACGGUGAUUUUAUUUUAAGCAAGUCCUGUGAAAAUUGCAUUGUAUGUUGGAAACCAGGACGUCUCGAAGAUACUCAAUUGCGUAGUGGAGAAACAAGCGCCACUGUUUUACAUAGAUUUGAAUUUAAAGAAUGUGAUAUAUGGUUUAUACGAUUUUCAAUGGACUUUUGGCAGCGUACGAUAGCUCUAGGAAAUCAAGUGGGUAGGACAUACGUGUGGGACUUAGAGGUUGAUGAACCUGGACAAGCACGGUGUUACUCACUUCAGCAUCCUCGAUGUACUGCCCCUAUACGUCAAACUAGUUUAAGUAGAGAUGGUUCGGUAUUGUUAUGUGUUUGCGACGAUGCUACCGUAUGGAGGUGGAAUCGUGAACAUUAACAUUUGUAUGAUAAAUAUAAUAAUGUCUUUAUAUUUACACAUGUUGCAUUUAAUGAUUAUAUACUGUCUUCAUAUAGUAAUUACUAUAUAUAGUAAAUUUGUAUUCAUAAAUAAUUUAUGAAGGUUUAUUCAAAAUUAUUUUAUAUACUUUUUUAUUAACAUAGUUUUCUCUUCUUAAUAAUAAGAAAUUAGUUUUUCGGACAUGAAAUUGUACCUACAAACGUUUUAAAAAAAAGACUAAACAUAAUUGCCAUGUUUAUAUAUUAAUGAAAAUUGUAAUUACAAAAGCAAUACUGUAUGUUUAUGAGAAGACACGCGGGGUUAUUCUGAAGCAAGAAGAGAACUUGUGACCGUUUCGAUAAAUAACGAAACUGCAUGAAUCAUAUUUUCUACAGUUUUAUUAGAAAGGGAUGGGUUCUAUUCAAUUCAGCCAAUGGAACCCUCGCCCCUUCUCAUAAACGCACAGUAUGUGCUUCUAUUUUUUACAUACAGUAUAAUACUUUGUGAAAUUGUGUGAUACUAAUUUCACAAAAUAAAAUUACUUUGUAUAAACAUUUAAAUAUUUUAUUUUAUCAUACUCCGACUAUAAUUGGAAAAAAAUAUUUGUUUAAUACAAAUUGAGAAAGCUGGAAACAUUCUUGUUCAAUGCAAUACAGAAGUGCAAACCAUGAACAUUUACUGAGUUUACACUUUUACUGUGAUAUAUUCAUAAAAAGUUCAUAAAUACUAAUUGUGCAUUACACUAUAUAGAUAUCUACUCGGUAAUAAAAAACUUUUAUAGUUCA
This is a messenger RNA of Osmia bicornis bicornis, 2069 nucleotides long. Its product is annotated as polycomb protein EED-like. The record is from RefSeq and is a predicted model, not a curated record. Bases 1 to 1284 code for a protein of 427 amino acids. Lineage: Eukaryota; Metazoa; Arthropoda; Insecta; Hymenoptera; Megachilidae. Gene Ontology annotation, biological process: negative regulation of transcription by RNA polymerase II. The transcript has a single exon. Gene Ontology annotation, molecular function: nucleosome binding; protein binding. Gene Ontology annotation, cellular component: ESC/E(Z) complex.